Molecule: messenger RNA, 4326 nt
Organism: Haliotis rufescens (red abalone)
Lineage: Eukaryota; Metazoa; Mollusca; Gastropoda; Lepetellida; Haliotidae
Exons: 6
Coding region: 137-2962 (941 amino acids)
Source: RefSeq, a predicted model, not a curated record
GGCAUGGAGUGUGAUACACGAGCUUCCUUCUUACCCAGGUCGUGAGACGAGGAAGUGUGUUGCCUUAUCGCGAGCGCGAAGGCCAUGCCAGGAGGUACACUUUAAUUAACGGAGGAGUUCUGCUGUUGCCAUCAAGAUGGGCUGUGGACCAAGCACAGAGCAGGACAGGAGACCCCAGAACGCCGAUACUGGUUCCUCACGGGCUCGCCAUGGUGUCACUAAGGUGGUGAGACCUCAAGUCCAGAACAAGAACAAAACCAAGACGACUAAAGGCGGGAUCCCAAAUUUGCCACGGCCAAAGAAGAGAAAAGACGAUUUAAUCCCAGAUGUGUCGGUGUUUGCCAAGAGGGACUCGUGGGCGAAACAGGUUCCUGAUGAGCAUUGCCAAUCGGUGGAGGAUUUGGCAAGGUAUCUUUCCCAUGAAACAAAGCAGGACCUGGAGAAGGUGCGAGCUUUCUACAAAUGGAUGGCGCUGAAUAUAUGCUAUGAUACCGAAUCCUUCCUCACCAAGAAGCACGUCUACCCGUCCGACCCCAAGUCAGUGCUGAAGUAUCGCAUCAGCGUAUGUGACGGAUAUGCUCAGCUGUUUGAAGCAUUGUGCAAGGUAGUCUCCGUGCCUUGUUACUACGUGGCAGGCUUCUCCAAGGGAACCACCUACGACCCCAGUGUCCCUAUCACCGAGGACUCUUUCGUCAACCACGCUUGGAACAUCGUUUGUAUCAGUGGUACUUGGUGGCCAGUUGACGUGACGUGGGGAGCAGGUCAAAUGGACAAAAGCAACAGGUUUGUCUGGAAUUACAAUGAACUGAACUUCCUCACAGACCCGGAUGUAUUCAUUCUUGCCCAUUACCCCUACAUGGAAGAUAGUAUGAAAUACAGUGCUCCGUUCCAACUCCUCAAGACGCCGAUCACACUGGAUGAGUUUAACCUAACAGUCAAGCCUUACAGGAAUGGCAUGGAAUGGGGGCUGGAACUGCUCUCUCAUACCCAAGCCAAAAUUGACGUUGUACACAAUGUCACUAUAAACUUCCGUACAAGUAAAGUACAGAUGGUAAAUGUAUCCUGUACAUUCCAUCGUAAGAGAAGUGGACAGGAUUAUGAAAAUAAUGUCAUCUUAUAUAAGAAAGAUGGCAUUUUUUCAGCAAAGGUAAAACCUCCAUCUGAAGGUACAUACAACCUGAAGUUGUUUGGAGAAACCGAAGGAAUGUCUAAACACCAAGGUCUUGUAAGUUACAUCAUCAACUGCACUGAAGCUGAUGAGAAUGGUGAACCAUACCCUGAACAUUUUGGCAUGUGGGGUGGACAGGCUGGUGCUGUCGAUUGUGGAUUCACAGAGGACGUUUUUGAGGAAAAUUUAUUCUUAUCAGAAGAUGGAACCCUUGAAUUCGCACUGCCAGUGAAAUGGAAAGUAGACAACAUUAUUCGACUGGAACAUUCGCAACAAUCGGGCAAUCUAGAUGACUUUGUUUCAGAAGCAACAAAUAGUACAACGAUGGCAAUCAUGGUCAGGUUGCCUUAUUCUGGAUAUUACAAACUGCAGAUUUUUGCUUCUGAUCCAAAUGAGCCAGGCAGUUAUAGUCCAGUUGUCUUCAUUUUCAUUAAGUGUUUGAAAGGCAUGAGAUCAUGUUCCCCCUUUUCUGACAAAACUGAAGUACAGAGGUAUUUAGCCUCAGAAAGUUCCAAACCAAGAAGGAAGAAGAAGAAGGGGAAGGCUGCUCCUUCAGCACCUUCUCCUGAACCAGAUACUGAAUCACAGGAAGACGAACCAUACGGCGAUAGACCACCUUCAAUAGAUCCUCCAGAAAUUGCAGUGUACCAAGAUCCUGAUGGUGAGAAGGGAAGACUGCAGAAUGAAGGUAGACCCAAAGACGGCAAAGGAGAGCAUGGCGAGGAGUAUUCACAUGUGAACAACCAGGGUUACGGAUUGGGGCCAACAGUAUUAGUGAAAAGCAGGAGAGGGUCGACGUCUUCCACAGCGAGUGUAAGAAGUUGGCAACAAGUGAACAACCAGGGUAAGAACGGAUUGGAGCCUCCAGUAUUAGUGAAAAGCAGGAGAGGGUCGACCUCUUCCACAGCGAGUGUGAGAAGUUGGCAACAGGUGAACAACCAGGGUUACGGAUUGGAGCCUCCAGUGCUAGUGAAAAGCAGGAGAGGGUCGACCUCUUCCGUAGCGAGUGUGAGAAGUUGGCAACAUGUGCCCGAUAUACUGUAUGAUGAGCAAGAGGAUGCAAUGAGGUAUGAUCCCUAUCAUGGUAGGAUGGUUGAACCUGUUAAACCUGAACAGUUCAACAAAGAGGUGGAGGAGGAUGAAGAAGAAGACGACGAAUAUGAUGAAAGCAGGAAUGCAGGAGGAAAUCAACCGGUCGAUGAACAUGUGAACAAUCAGAGAAACAAUAGGUACGUUUCACACCAGGGUGUGCACAGAGCACCAGUAGUUAAAAACACACACGACACAGAUGAGGAAGAACCAGGCAAAAGCGAAGUUGACGAAGACGAGAAUGACAAUGAAUACGACUUAGACAUUAAUGACGAUAAAGCAGAUGACAAAGCAAAUAGCAAUGCACACGACAGAGCGAAUGUGAACAAGGCGAGUGACAACGAUGACAAUGAUGAGGAAGAGGAUGAUGAAGAUGCACGACCAAAGCAGCAAAGGUUGUCGGCAGUGAGCUACACAGGAUAUGUUGAUAACGGAUUCUACAGAGGUCCAUCCCCUGUUCCCUCUCACGGCACACCAGACUACCAGUCUAGUCUCCACGCUCUUCAGAUCCAGAAUGGAUACCAGGGAGGAUAUGUCUCGCCUUCGUAUGGUCACGUGGACCCUAGCAUGUACAGCCAAAACACCCUUCCAAUGCCAUACCAGCAAGCAAUGAGCUAUGUUUCCCCAUCAUCAUCUAUGACAGAUUUAAAUAAUCCACAGAUGAUGGCACGCCCUCGGUACAGCACCGUGGCGCGACCGUACUGAUCGCGAUGUAAUGUAUAUACAUGAUUUUGUGUGUAACUGUUUGGUUGUAGGACAUGUAUACUCAAUGUCAGUUGUAAUUUUUUUGUGUAAUGCACAUGUGGUGUCUCUUUAGGCAAGUGACGUUGUUCAAAAUACGCCUCUGUUCACCCAGCAAUGGAUGGGUACCCGGUAGGACUUGACUUCUAGCGCCUCACAGACAGCUUGGGUUGUAUACUCCCCAGGGUGCUGAGAAUGAAUAUCGAGUGCACACUGAUCAAUCUAUUUGGGUAAUAAUAAUGCGUGAGCUUUGAGCGUGCCAAUGUGUGGAAUGGAUAGAUAGCGCAAUAUAAAUCAUUAUGUUAACAAGUAUUGAAGACAACUCAAACUCAGAAUGGGCAUGCUAAUUUAAAAGGUCAACACCAGAGAAUAACCAUCCUCGAUUAUCUGUCCGAAGAGAUUCCACAGGCAAAUUGGUAAUGGAGAAUUAUGUGAAUUGAUCACUGAAAAUAAGAAAUGAUAUCAAGUGUUCGGAAACGUGUGCUGCACUACCGGUAACACUCGCCACUCACACAAUUUCCCUACAAACGUAGGUGUCUGUUGUCUAACGAACCAAGUAAUAUUCCUGCCACUGCGGCCUUUAAACAAAAGAGUCGGAUCCGACAAUCAAGUGAUAGUACUGAAUCUGUAUAUUGAGACAUUCGUCGUCGCACACUUUUAAUCUGGAGAAGUUAACAGGAACGGAGUUUUACCCGAAUAAGCAUGUUCCUCCAAGUUCCAUGGGCAUAUUAGAAGUGUCGGUUACCCUGACCUAGCGUUUAUUGACAUUUUGGAACAUGAGGUAGAGAACGUAUGCUUGAAGUCUUACGUAUGUGGCUGUAUAGAAGGCGAUAGUGUCAUAUAAUGACUAUCAUAACCUAAUAUAAUCUAUCAAAUAUCAAUAGAUUACAGAACGCAAUGCCACACAUGUGGGUUGACAGUUCGAGAGUGAUUACCUUACUGUAUUAGCGAGGCCCAUUCUGUGAUUGAUUUGUCACUGAAAUAGACACGACGUCAUGACGCCAUACUUCAAGAACAAUACUUGGCAUUAGACGAAGCAUGUAGUUAUGUACUUUCUUGCUUAAAAUGGCAAAGGACAAUGUACAGUAGCUGAAUGAGUACCCUACCCACAUUCGGACAAAUGUAAAUAAUUUUAUCUGUGUGACGUAUCGUUUUUGUGAGACAUAUGCAUAUUUCUUACAGUAUAAAUUGUUCAUCUGGCAUGAGGGCAAAUCUUUUACUUAUUUGUACGUUAAUCACUCAGUUUAACAGUUGAUAACAUUCAUACAUGUCAACGUCAUAGUAAGAUAGUGAGUGUGAGUGAGUUGGGUUUAACGCCGCCUUUAACA